Molecule: messenger RNA, 1333 nt
Organism: Python bivittatus (Burmese python)
Lineage: Eukaryota; Metazoa; Chordata; Lepidosauria; Squamata; Pythonidae
Gene: CLDN14
Product: claudin 14
Cellular component (GO): membrane; bicellular tight junction
Molecular function (GO): structural molecule activity
Source: RefSeq, a predicted model, not a curated record
GCCUGGGUUAUGAUCUGUUUUCUGAUGACCAGGAUAGAGUAGAUAUUGGUUUUCAGGAGAAGCCCAUCUCUUGGUGACUCUAUGGCAGGCAUUCAGGAGGUGUCAAAGCAAACCUGCAAUAUAUCUACCAGGAAAAGGUGGUUUUCAGAAGAAUCCCCAACAAAGAUCUCAACAGAAUAUCUAGGCAGACAUUGAAAUGGAAAGCAUGGCAUUUCAGCUGUUGGGCUUUUUCUUGAGUCUUCUUGGCUUAGCUGGAACAAUCACUGCAACCAUUCUGCCUCACUGGUGGAACAGCGCUCAUGUGGGCAUGAAUAUUAUCACAGCUGUGGCAUACAUAAAGGGUCUCUGGAUGGAAUGUGUUUGGCACAGCACUGGGAUCUCCCAGUGUCAGCUCCACCGCUCACCACUUGCUUUGCCUCGUGACCUUCAAGCAGCCCGGGCUAUGAUGGUGAUAUCUUGCAUUCUUUCAACUCUGGCAUGUGUGAUUGCUGUUAUUGGCAUGAAGUGCACCCAAUGCGCCAAAGGGUCCUCUGCCAAAAACAUCUUUGCUAUCCUGGGUGGCAGCCUUUUCAUACUGGCUGGAAUUGUGUGUCUCAUCCCUGUUUCUUGGACAACCAAUGAUGUGGUGACUGAUUUCUACAACCCAAUGUUGCCCAAUGGGAUGAAAUAUGAAAUUGGGCAUGCCCUUUACCUUGGCUUUGUGUGUGCUUCACUGAGUAUAAUUGGUGGAAUAAUCUUGUGUGCUUCAUGUCAGCGGGUGGAGAAUGACAUAAAUUACCACCAACAAUCAAGAAGUACAAGAUUAGCUCCAUCCUACAGACCACCAAAGGCUUACAAGUCAAAUCACAGUCCUUCACAAACAUCUGCUUCAUACAAUGGUUACAGUUUGAAUGAUUAUGUAUAAGUUCUCUGGGACUUCUCUCAUUGACAGUAUGUUGCUGUCAGCAUUUCUCUAAAUAUGUUUUUAUAUAUGUAUACAAAUUAUGUAUUACAUCUAUGAUGCUUGUGGUGUUAUCAAUGCACUGUAAUUUCCAAAUACUGUUUACUACCAUUCUACUUUUCAUAUAAUUAAUGCAAUUUUAAAAAAGGAUGCUUUGACGCUUGAAAAUAGAAUAAGUAGUCUUUUACUGGAAAAAGACUGCAAAUAUUUACAAAAAACAGUUUCUGAUUUCAGAGACAAGCUGCUGAGGAUAGGAGUUUCAAGCUUCAAUGUGAAGGCACAUUGGUGAAAUAAGACACAGAUGUGUUGUUAUUUUAACAGUGAUCAUUCAAAGAAGUCUCAUACUAAGUAUUUUGAUCAUGUAAAUCGAAAAUUUUGAAUUUCUGGUUCAUU